CUACUUACCUUCCAUAAAAAACAAUGUUGGGAGUAAUGUGGGCAAACCUUAGUAUCCCCCUUGACAUUUGUAAGUACUCCCUCCAUAAACUAAUACAAGAGCGUUUAGAUCACUAGUAGUGAUCUAAACGCUCUUAUAUUAGUUUACAGACGGAGUACUAAAUAGUUCUGAUACCUGUUACCUUAUUUACAUCGUAUUGGAUGGAGCAUUGACCAUGUAAAACGACCAAGUGAUCAUCCCUGGAACAAAUUUUGCAGAAUACAAUGUCUCGUAUGCUUUUUACUACUGCUUGGAACCUUGCUUCAGCAACUCAUUUUUCCUGGCAAUAGGUUGUUGCCGUCCUUGCAUAUUCAUCCCCUACUGUUUGUCACAAAUCUUUCUAACUAAUAAAGCAAUCUAUUUUCCUAACAAAUGUUAUUGCUAGUUAUUUCACUGACCUUUUCUGUUCAAAGCAUCGAUACCAGGUGUAGAAUCAUGUAUGAAGAUUUUGGCACAGGUUGAAUUAGAGACUAGUUGUACAGUCCUAGGAAAUGCUCUAAGUACAGAUCUUGUGCAGAUCAAACAAUAGAAAAUAAGACACAACAGUUGCUUCAGAAGGGUCCAAAAGAUGGCUUCAAACCCUCCUUAAAACAUUUUCAAGCAUUCUUUAUGGUUGCCACAUGGAGAUUGAGAUGAACAGCCAGUUCGAGCAGCUAACAGCCGACGUGAUCUCGCGGGUGGUGUCUGGGAGCAACCAUAGAGAGGCAAAUUUAGUCCAUCUGGUGCAGAAGGAGGUCCAGUUUCUUGCCUUCUCCAGUAUAUUCAACGUUUUUAGCCAUGUCCCGGGAUUCAGAUGUCUUCCAACAAAAACACCAGAAGCUCCAGAAAGAGGUGAAGAGCAUCCUCGCCAAUAUUGUCCAAAGGAAAGCGACAUUCAGGAUUUUCUUACAUAGCUUUACCAGUAGAUUGAUACAUUUAAGUAUCACCAAAUCAAUCCUUUUAGGAUUACAUUCGGACAUUGCUUCCAUGAAAUCAUUUUCUUGUAGGGCACUAAAACCAUCCAAUUGUAUCUUGAGCUGAAGCACUAAGAUGAAUCAAGCGUCCGCUCCUCCCUUUUCCUUCUUCGCGGACUUACUUUGUCUUGGCUAAGGAUGUGGAUCAACGAAAAGACCACUGACGCAGCAUGCACAAAGGGCGCCGCAUCACUCUCAAUGGCAUUCAAGAUAAUCCUUCCUGCCAUCCAAUCUUCUGUCCGUAAACUGCAGGGAUUGUUGAAACAGGGUACUUUUAGCCAGUGUGUGCAAGUGCGCCAGAUUCACCAGGAGCAUGAUCCGGCUGAGAGUGGAUAGAAAGUCGGGAAUCUUUCCCUUUCUUUUUAUCCCUAUGGGUUUUCAUUGAUCCAAGCUUCCUCUGUUCAUACGAAAGGAAAGGAUCCAGGUUGUUAUUGUGGAGCGCACAGCUAUUUGCUUAUAUCUUCAUUUGGCCAAGUCUGGCUGUCCUUAAGAAAGAGACUUGGAAUUAGCGCCCCCGAAGGGGGUAAGAUGAGCUUGGAAAAGCAAACAACUCAGAACAAGGUCGACGAGGAGUGACCGAUUUCUUGAGGAACGACCAAGGAAGACCAAUUAGUUAGGAUCGCUACCUUGCCAUUAGCGUCCCUUUGAGACCGGACUCAUGAAGAGGACCAAAAAAUCUAUUCAGCUUUGUUAUCAACUAGGCAUCAGUGGGAACGUCAAGAUGAAUGAGUCAACUAAGUAUCAGAUCGACCAAACUGAACAAAUGAUAGCUCAAGAUCAUGUUGUUCAUUGGGAAUUGAAGAGGGGAGAACGAGUAGACAUCAAACGAUUAUUUUCUAUUUCUUGUUAUCAUGGAAUUCGUCAUCAAGAUGGGGCGCCCUUUCUCUGUUCUUUUUAUUCCAAACAUGAAAGCAUCAACAAAACUUCCCUUCCAUAUAGAUCGUCAUGGCAUGAACUAAAUUCUGCAUUUCCCCAACCCCACUACUGCCCGAAAUUCGCUUUCAUCUUGUGAUACCUCAGACCUAUUUCUUUGGACCCUUAACUACCAAAGUAAAGUGCAGUGGGCACAUAUAUAUGUGGGCAGAGGAAGUCUCAAAAAGCAAAGGCCGGACUGUAGAUCAUGUGACCUGCACCGAAAAGAUCGCUGACUGGGAUUUCUCCUGGAUCAAAGAGGAUCAGCUUGCCAAAUUCUUCAAUCGCGGGCACCCGAGAACGUCGAAUGAAAGUGGUCUUUGUGCAACCCUAUUUAUGUGAUAAAAAUAAUGCAAGAAAACAAAUGCGCUAACGCGCAACGGCUUCCGCGCUAGUUGCUCAAUCCGUUGCUUGCUUCUCUUCUAUCUUGGAAAAGUGAGGAUUUCUUAUCUGAUCCUACGGAAGGAAGAGAGGUGGAAAAUGUUGUCUGCAUCCUCAAAACCAAAGGUUGCCAUCAUUCGUGAAGAAGGGAGUAACAGUGACAGGGAAAUGUCUGCUGCAUUCCAUGUUGCUGGUUUUGAACCGUGCGAUAUCACAAUGUCAGAUCUCUUGAACCAAAAGGCUUCUCUAACGGAAUUCCGUGGGAUUGCAUUUGUUGGUGGAUUUAGCUAUGCAGAUGUUCUUGAGUCAGCAAAAGGUUGGGCUGCAUCUAUCAGGUUCAACCAGCCCCUCAUACAGCAGUUCCAGGAGUUCUACAAUAGGCCAGACACAUUCAGCCUUGGGGUGUGCAAUGGGUGUCAGCUCAUGGCUCUUCUUGGUUGGGUACCAGGACCCGAUAUUGGAGGCUCGCUUGGUGCAGGUGGAGACAUGUCCCAGCCAAGGUUCACUCACAAUGAAUCUGGCCGUUUUGAAUGUCGGUUUAUCAGUGUGGCCAUAGGGGAUUCUCCUUCUAUAAUGUUCAAAGGUAUGGAAGGCUCUACUUUGGGCAUUUGGAGUGCUCAUGGUGAAGGGAGAGCCUUAUUCCCAGAUGAAAAUGUCUUAUCUGAUGUUGUCAAUUCAAAUCUGGCCCCUCUGAGGUACUGCGAUGAUGCUAAUAAUGUCACAGAGGUUUAUCCUUUCAACCCUAAUGGCUCUCCGCUUGGUAUUGCGACCCUUUGCUCCCCUAAUGGAAGACACCUUGCUCUGAUGCCACACCCGGAGCGUUCCUUUAUGAUGUGGCAAUACCCAGGGUAUCCCAAGGAGUGGCAGGUUGAGAAGGGUGGUCCCAGUCCUUGGUUGCGCAUGUUCCAGAAUGCAAGAGAAUGGUGUUCAUAGAGAAGGGACCAAAUUGGUGGCCCGUAUGUAUGCUUAGAGGGGCAUUCUGCUGUAGAACAGAACUAAUGUGGACAUGGAUCAACUGAAUACUAUGUCUGAAAUUAUCGUGUUGGAAGAACUCAAGUGACAGGCAGCAGUUCUCAGUUCUUGAGUUGAGAUGGAAUGUUUGUGCAACUUAUUCUCAAUGGACAUGGACAGUGCCUGUAUAGGCGCUGCCUGCGAGCAUAGUUAUGUUUUCGCUAGCUGAAUUGAGCUAUAUGCUUCUUCUGCAAUGAUUCACCUAUAUCCAAUGAUACAAUAUGGUUAGUUCCA
Triticum aestivum (bread wheat) is the source of this 3530-nucleotide messenger RNA. Its product is annotated as probable phosphoribosylformylglycinamidine synthase, chloroplastic/mitochondrial. Lineage: Eukaryota; Viridiplantae; Streptophyta; Magnoliopsida; Poales; Poaceae. The record is from RefSeq and is a predicted model, not a curated record. Gene Ontology annotation, biological process: purine nucleotide biosynthetic process. The coding region runs from base 2385 to 3218 and encodes 277 amino acids. Gene Ontology annotation, molecular function: phosphoribosylformylglycinamidine synthase activity. The transcript is spliced from 4 exons. Gene Ontology annotation, cellular component: cytoplasm.